AUGCCUCAGAAGAGCAAAAAAGACAAGGACGUCACUAAGUCUGGAAAGUCUAAAAAGUCUGCUAAUGAAAAUGGGCCUGGAGGUGACGAAGAUGCCUCCAAUAAGAAAGUACCUCCUGCCACUCAGCUGAUGAGGAUAAAGCAGCCGGGGUCACACUCAGCUGUGAGGAAGGAGAAGCGGUUCAGUUCUUCAUGUUUUGCCCUGAGCGCUAACCGAGAGCUGCACAGAUUGGCCCCACUCGCAGACGUCGCACCCGCCGAGCAGGAGAAGCUCUUCAUUCAGAAGCUGCGACAGUGCUGCGUCCUCUUCGACUUCCUUUCAGACCCGCUCAGCGACCUGAAAUGGAAGGAGGUGAAGCGGGCGGCCCUGAGCGAGAUGGUGGAAUACAUCACCCACAACAGGAAUGUCAUCACAGAGCCCAUCUACCCAGAGGUGGUUCACAUGUUUUCAGUGAACAUGUUUAGAACACUGCCUCCAUCGUCCAACCCCACGGGAGCUGAAUUCGAUCCCGAGGAGGAUGAGCCGACACUUGAAGCGGCAUGGCCACACCUCCAGCUCGUCUAUGAAUUUUUUCUUAGGUUUUUAGAAUCACCCGACUUUCAGCCCAACAUAGCGAAGAAAUACAUCGACCAGAAAUUUGUUAUGCAGCUUUUAGAACUAUUUGACAGUGAAGAUCCCAGAGAGCGAGACUUCCUUAAAACGACUCUUCACAGGAUCUACGGGAAGUUCCUAGGCCUGAGAGCUUACAUCAGAAAACAGAUCAAUAAUAUUUUCUAUAGGUUUAUCUAUGAGACGGAGCAUCACAAUGGUAUUGCUGAACUACUGGAAAUACUUGGAAGCAUUAUCAAUGGAUUUGCCUUACCUCUAAAAGAAGAGCACAAGAUUUUUCUGUUGAAGGUUUUAUUACCUCUACACAAAGUGAAAUCACUCAGUGUCUACCAUCCACAGUUGGCCUACUGUGUGGUGCAGUUUUUAGAAAAAGACAGCACUCUAACUGAGCCAGUGGUAAUGGCUCUCCUAAAGUACUGGCCAAAGACCCACAGUCCCAAGGAAGUGAUGUUCCUCAAUGAGUUAGAGGAGAUUCUGGACGUCAUCGAACCAUCUGAAUUCGUGAAAGUGCAGGAACCUCUCUUCCGGCAGCUCGCUAAAUGCGUGUCCAGUCCGCAUUUCCAGGUGGCAGAGCGGGCGCUGUACUACUGGAAUAACGAGUACAUCAUGAGUCUGAUCAGCGACAACGCGGCCAAGAUUCUCCCAAUUAUGUUCCCCGCUCUGUACCGAAACUCCAAAACCCACUGGAACAAAACCAUCCACGGCCUCAUUUAUAACGCUCUAAAGCUGUUCAUGGAGAUGAAUCAGAAGCUCUUUGACGACUGCACUCAGCAGUUCCGGGCCGAGAAAAACAAGGAGAAGGCCAAGUCGAAGGAGCGUGAAGAAGCUUGGAUCAAGAUCGAGAACCUCGCCAAGUCCAAUCCACAGUUCUCUGUGCUUGUUGAUCCCUCUGACUUCAAUUGUCCGGUAGCAAUGGAGACGGACGUUCCUUUGAUAGAAGAUGUUCAGAGGUUAAAAAAGACAGUUGAGGAAGGCGCAACUCAGCUGCAGCACGGCCAGUGGAAGGACCGGCCUAUGAUGCGGCGCAAAUCUGAGUUGCCUCAGGACAUCUACACCACAAAAGCCUUGGAGACCCACCGCAGAGCUGAAGACAUGUUGACAACCCGUGACGGACUCUAG
Molecule: messenger RNA, 1728 nt
Organism: Nerophis lumbriciformis (worm pipefish)
Lineage: Eukaryota; Metazoa; Chordata; Actinopteri; Syngnathiformes; Syngnathidae
Source: RefSeq, a predicted model, not a curated record